AUGGUGGCACCGUGGCAGCGUGUGUGCAUGGCGUUGGCAGAGUACUAUUUGCGUGCUUUUUCCUGCCUUUGCCCCUCUGAAGCUACUCCGACUCCGUCCCUUCUCCAGCUCUUUUUCCGGCAAGCAACUUCUCUCUUCGGCAGCUCCUCUAGCUCCGAUCAUCACUCAAAGGAAGAAAAGGUGGGCCCGUUGCCAGUUACCAUGAGCUUAAAAUACGCGUUGCCUGAGGUUAUCGAGACUGAGUACGCCAUUGUUGUUCAGAUCAGUCUUUCUGGAGUGGUCUCGCUGAAUGACGUCGAGUACAAGAUCGUGAAUGACAAAUUGUUGAUUCGCGCACAGUCUUCAACGUUUGAAUAUGGUUACCGCGGCUCCCCAUUCGGGUACCCCACUUACUUUACUAUGGUGGAGCUGAACGGUGCGAAUAGGUUUUGUGCUAAGCUGAUGGUUGUGGUUCUGGAUGACAAGAAGUUGUUCGAUUAUCUGCUCGUUUUCUGCCUGUUGAUCCAUGCUCGUGAUGCUUUGACUAACUCGCAGGACGCUGCCGUGCUUCGAUCGCUAAAGGAUCAAUGGAAAAACGUGCCGCCUAGUUGGGAUGGAUCGGACGAUCCCUGUGCCACAUGGGAAGGGAUUGCUUGCAACAACUCAAGAGUUACUUCAUUGGGAUUGUCAACAAUGGGAUUAACUGGUAAAAUGAGUGGUGACAUUGGGGGCCUCACAGAGUUAAUUUCUUUGGACUUAUCUUUCAAUCCUGGACUCACUGGCCCUUUGUCUCCUAAGCUGGGUGAUCUGCAAAAACUAACCAUAUUGAUUCUAGCUGGAUGUGGGUUUUCUAACAACAUACCAGAUGAACUGGGCAACCUAUCGGAGCUCACAUUUCUUGCCCUGAACUCAAAUAACUUGACCGGUGGCAUACCUCCUUCGCUCGGUAAGCUCUCUAAUCUAUAUUGGCUCGACCUGGCGGACAAUCAGUUGAGAGGACAAAUUCCCGUUUCAUCGGCUUAUGGCCCGGGUUUGGACCAGCUCAAAAAAGCCAAGCACUUCCAUUUCAAUAAAAACCAACUUUCAGGUGAAAUCCCAAGCCAACUUUUUAACUCAGACAUGUCAUUAAUACAUAUAUUGGAAGGUAACAUUCCAUCCACAAUAACACUUGUACAGGCACUCGAGGUUCUCCGGCUUGAUCGGAAUUUUCUGAAAGGGACAGUCCCACAAAACCUCAACAACCUUACAAACAUCGUUGAAUUGAAUUUGGCUCAUAAUAUGUUAUCUGGUUUUUUACCAAAUUUAACCGGAAUGAACUCCCUCAAUUAUGUGGACUUGAGCAACAAUUCUUUCAAACAAUCCAUAGCUCCUGAUUGGUUUUCGACUUUACAGUCAUUAACUACUUUGGUGAUUGAAUCUGGACCAUUAGAAGGCUCAGUCCCAUCAGAACUUUUCAGUUUACCUCAGAUACAGGAAGUGAAAUUGAGGAACAAUGCCUUUGGCGAUAAACUAGACAUGAGCGGCAAUAUUAACGAGCAUCUUCAACUUGUUGACUUGGAGAACAACGACAUUUCAUCAGUAACAAUUGGCUCCGCGUAUAGAAGCACGUUACUGUUGAUCGGGAACCCGGUGUGCUCUGCUACUCUAGAAAACACAGUCUAUUGUCAAAUCCAGCAAUCGGGCAAACCUUACUCGACUAACCUUGGAAACUGUGGUAGCCAAAUCUGCACCAAUGAUCAGAAGCUCAACCCACAAAGCUGUGACUGUGCUUAUCCGUAUGAAGGCACACUGUACUUUAGAGCUCCCACUUUUCGUGACAUCUCGAAUGCGAGUUUGUUCCAUUCUUUAGAAAUGAGCCUUUGGGUCAAACUGGGCCUUACUCCCGGAUCAGUUUCCCUGCAAAAUUCGUUCUUUAAUAAGGAUGACUAUCUUCAGGUGCAGCUCGGGUUAUUUCCAUCGGGCGAGAAGUAUUUCAAUAGGUCGAUGGUUCAGAGGAUUGGAUUUUCUUUGAGUAACCAAACAUAUAAGCCACCUCACGAGUUCGGGCCAUAUUAUUUUAUAGCGUCUCCUUACAUUUUCGGGGAUGAACAAGGGAGGGCCCACAUCAGCAGGCGCGUGAUUGCUGGAAUAUCAACCGGAUGCGCAUUUUUGGUUCUUGUGCUGGCAGUGUUAGGGGCCUAUGCUGUUCGGCAAAAGAGGCGGGCUGAGCAAGCCAUAGCAUUAAGCAAACCAUUUGCAUCAUGGACACCGAGCGGCAAGGACAGUGGAGGUGCACCACAGCUAAAAGGAGCAAGAUGGUUUUCUUAUGAUGAGCUCAAGAAAUGCACUAGUAACUUUUUGCAAAGAAAUCAGAUUGGUUCGGGAGGCUAUGGCAAGGUGUAUAGAGGAGUACUCUCCACUGGACAGAUAGUAGCAAUUAAAAGAGCUCAACAAGGUUCAACACAAGGCGGGCUUGAGUUUAAAACUGAAAUCGAGUUGCUUUCAAGAGUUCAUCACAAAAACCUUCUUGGUCUUGUCGGAUUCUGUUUCGAACAAGGGGAGCAGAUGUUGGUGUACGAGUUUAUGGCCAAUGGAACAUUAAGAGAGAGCUUAUCAGGAAAAAGUGGAGUUCAUUUAGAUUGGAAAAGAAGGCUAAGAAUCGCGCUUGGUUCGGCCAGAGGAUUAGCUUAUCUACACGAGCUCGCAAAUCCACCAAUCAUUCAUAGAGAUGUUAAGUCUUCAAACAUUUUGUUAGACGACAAUCUCACGGCAAAAGUUGCAGAUUUCGGCUUGUCCAAACUAGUAUCCGAUUCUUCUAAAGGCCACAUCUCGACUCAAGUCAAGGGCACACUAGGCUAUCUCGACCCAGAAUACUACAUGACACAACAGCUGACAGAGAAAAGCGACGUUUACAGCUUUGGGGUCGUUAUGCUCGAGCUCAUCACAGCCAAGCAGCCGAUCGAGAAGGGCAAAUAUGUCGUUCGAGAAGUGAGAGCAUUGAUCGACAAAAACGACGAGACACAUUAUGGUCUGGCCGAAAUCAUGGACCCCACCAUAAGAGGCGCGCCGUGCCUCGUGGGAUUCCAAAGGUUUAUCGAGCUGGCCGUGCAGUGUGUAGAGGAAUUGGCCUCCGACCGGCCCACGAUGGCUGAGGUCGUAAAGUCUCUCGAGAACAUUUUGCAGAAUGACGGCUUGAACACGAACUCGACCUCCGCUUCAUCAUCCAGAACGGAGUUUACUGGUAGUGGCAAAGGUUGUUUGAAGCAUCCUUAUAGUGAUGCUUUUGAUUACAGUGGUGGGUAUACACUUCAAGCUAAAGUUGAACCCAAGUGA
Molecule: messenger RNA, 3291 nt
Organism: Striga hermonthica
Lineage: Eukaryota; Viridiplantae; Streptophyta; Magnoliopsida; Lamiales; Orobanchaceae
Source: the annotation of a GenBank genome assembly